CGCGCCAAGAUCUGAUCACAUGCUUCAAGUGACUUUUUGAGCUCAACGAGCCGUAGCACAGCCUCGUCUUGAUGGCCAGCAUUGUCAAUUGUAGGCGAAGCAGCAGUAGCAGCAGGAGCAGCCAAGUCUGGGGAGGCAGUCUUGAUGGCCGAGCUGGACUUGACGAGACUUGAGCUGGCCAGUAUCGCCUGGAGAGCGUCCAUGCCAGGCAUUGGGCCGGAAGCCCGGGAGAUGGCAGUUGCCUCUAUACGUGGUUCGGUCUAUGCUGUCUAUACUGGACUCAUUCUUCCCACGGCCCAGUUCACGUGCGCUCCAAAUUUUCGCAGUCUCAGAGCGAGAAGUCAAAGCACCACAGGCAGCACCAUCGAGCCAACAAGGUCUCUUCACACCACCCUCUCCUACAACAACCACCCCUUCCCAAAACACUCACUUCAACCAUGUCCGCGGCAGCUGAGGAAGCAGAGCUCAACGCAGAUUUCGAGACUGGAAAUGCCGGAGGUUCGCUCACCUUCCCUAUGCAGUGCUCUGCUCUGCGCAAGAACGGUCACGUUGUCAUCAAGGGCCGCCCUUGCAAGAUCAUUGACAUGUCGACCUCCAAGACCGGCAAGCACGGACACGCCAAGGUGCACUUGAUUGCCACAGACAUCUUCACAGGCAAGAAGCUCGAGGACCUGUCCCCCUCCACCCACAACAUGGAUGUUCCCAAUGUCAUCCGAUCUGAGUACCAGCUCGUCAAUGUCGAUGAUGGUUUCCUCAACCUCAUGACCAACGACGGUACCUCCAAGGAUGACGUCCGUGUUCCUGAAGGCGAGCUUGGUGAUAAGAUCCAGGCUGACUUUGACGAUGGCAAGGACUUGCUCGUGACCAUUGUCGCUGCUAUGGGCGAAGAGAUGGCCAUGUCCGUGAAGGAGGCCCCCAAGUAAAUGCCGAUUUCUAUACACCUUUGAAACAUACACUUUCCUCUUCUCCUCA
This is a messenger RNA of Protomyces lactucae-debilis, 972 nucleotides long. Its product is annotated as translation protein SH3-like domain-containing protein. The coding region runs from base 438 to 923 and encodes 161 amino acids. NCBI's taxonomy places the organism in Eukaryota, Fungi, Ascomycota, Taphrinomycetes, Taphrinales, Protomycetaceae. Gene Ontology annotation, molecular function: translation elongation factor activity; ribosome binding; RNA binding. The record is from RefSeq and is a predicted model, not a curated record. Gene Ontology annotation, biological process: positive regulation of translational elongation; positive regulation of translational termination. The transcript is spliced from 2 exons.